Nematolebias whitei (Rio pearlfish) is the source of this 5077-nucleotide messenger RNA. RefSeq names its product teashirt homolog 1. Gene Ontology annotation, cellular component: nucleus. The record is from RefSeq and is a predicted model, not a curated record. Gene Ontology annotation, biological process: regulation of transcription by RNA polymerase II. The transcript has 2 exons. Gene Ontology annotation, molecular function: DNA binding; DNA-binding transcription factor activity, RNA polymerase II-specific. Bases 265 to 3810 code for a protein of 1181 amino acids. NCBI's taxonomy places the organism in Eukaryota, Metazoa, Chordata, Actinopteri, Cyprinodontiformes, Rivulidae.
GGGGGUGAGCAGAAACUUCAGCAGCUCUUUAUCUUAUUUUAUUCCUUUAUGUUUAAUCUGCCAUGAAGGAAGAUGGUUUGUGACGGUGUGUGGAGCUGCUGGCCGAACCCCUUCCUGAUCGCCCCCCCAGCUCUCAUACUUUGAAGACUCCACCACCUCCUCCUCCACCUCCUCUUCUCCUCCGGGAUGAUUUUGUUCCAAACUGAGAGACUUGAUUUGUUUGUCAUUUCUGCAUGAGAAGCUCCGAGGAAGGCGACGGUCACUAUGCCGAGGAGAAAGCAGCAAGAGCCGCGGCGAUCAGCAGCGUACAUGCCUGAGGAUGAACUCAAGACAGGCGCUCACGAUGAGGAGGAGCACCUGCAAGAUGACGGCCUCUCAUUAGACGGCCAAGACACAGAGUUCCUGUGCAACGAGGAAGAGGAGGAUGUGGAUGGAGGCCAGCCACCUAGCUACAGAGACUCUCCACUCAGCAAUGGUACUAACCCUGAUGCCGGAUAUGGCUCUCCACUCAGCGACGCCAGUGACAGAAUUGCAGACUUCAAGAGCACCUCCUCCAGGGACGGUCAGGAGAGAGAAGGCCUCACUCUGCCUUUUCGUCCUAACGGCUUGUCUUUCCAGGACAGCCUGGCAAAGAUGAAAGCCGUCUAUGCAAAUCUUAUCUCCGAUGCCUCUUGGUCUAGCAUUACAAUGGACAUCAUGAAAUCGAAGCCUGCUGCAGCUGGCAGCAUCAACGCUAUGCUCCCGACUCCAGAGCCAGUCUCUGCUGCCUCCGCCUCCUCAACUACAACCACAAACAAGAGCAGUGGGAUCAACGUGGCCAGCAGUCACCACAACAGUAAAAGCUCCACUGCAACUGUCAACCAUACAGGCAGCUUGAGUGCCAAUACCAAUGGCACAACAGCUUGUUCUGCCAGCAACCACAGUGCAGCCAGUGGCAUUGGGAGCAACAGCGGUGGGGCCAGCAAUGGGAGCGGCGUAGCCUAUGACUGGCACCAAGCAGCACUUGCCAAAACUCUUCAGCAAACCCCCUACCACCUUUUACCUGAACCUAGCCUCUUUAGCACAGUGCAGCUCUACAGGCAGAACAACAAGCUUUAUGGCUCCGUUUUUACCGGUGCAAGCAAGUUUCGCUGCAAAGACUGCAGUGCUGCCUAUGACACACUGGUGGGUCUGACAGUCCACAUGAACGAGACAGGCCACUAUCGAGAUGACAACAAGGACAAAGAGGAGGAUCAGGGCAAGCGCUGGUCCAAACCUCGUAAGCGUUCCUUGAUGGAGAUGGAAGGGAAAGAGGAUGCCCAGAAAGUGCUUAAGUGCAUGUACUGCGGCCACUCCUUUGAGUCUCUACAAGAUCUCAGCGUUCAUAUGAUCAAGACCAAGCAUUACCAGAAAGUGCCUCUCAAAGAACCAGUGCCAGCCUUGGCUACUAAGCUGGUGCCAACUUCAGCUAAAAAACGUGCUCACCAAGAAGCCGUAGUCUCCCCGUGCUCCCCAGACUCUAUCCAUGCUGGUAGUGGUGGUGGGAGCGUAUCCCUUGGGGAUUUAGGAAAAGAUGCAAAAGCUGCAGCUAACCCCUAUGUGACGCCAAACAACCGUUACGGCUACCAAAAUGGAGCCAGCUACACGUGGCAGUUUGAAGCUCGUAAAGCACAGAUCCUCAAGUGCAUGGAGUGUGGGAGCUCACAUGACACGUUACAGCAACUGACUGCCCACAUGAUGGUUACAGGUCACUUUUUGAAGGUUACAAACUCUGCGUCUAAGAAAGGCAAACAGCUGGUUUUUGAUCCAGUGGUGGAAGAAAAGAUUCAGUCCAUCCCGCUUCCUCCAACCACCACACGACUCCCUGUUCCUGGUAGUGUUAAGUCCCAGCCUGUGUCCCCAGCCCUGUCCUCUGGCUCAGAGGACAAGAGGGAAGGGUGUGAGGAAGACAAGGUUGAAGGGUGUGAGCCGGUGGAGAAAAAAAUUAAGGAGGAGAAAGAUGACUCAAGUGAGAAAUCAGAGACUGACACUACAUCUUAUAAAUACCUUAGAGAAGAAGAUCUGGAAGAGACUCCUAAAGAGGGUUUAGAUAUUCUUAAAUCCUUGGAGAACACUGUAUCCAGUGCCAUCAGCAAGGCCCAGACCGGCACGCCCACGUGGGGCGGCUACCCUAGCAUUCAUGCUGCCUAUCAGCUGCAGGGUGCCCUGAAGAAUUCAGCUACCGUUCUACCCCCAACGGUCCAGAGCGUUCACAUGCAACCAAUGUUUAACAGCAGUAUACGAGGUCUUGUAAGUAACCCUAACUCGGUCAUCCACUCCCCUCGGAGUCCGUCCUCCCCAACUCCCCUUAGAAGUAAUGUCACUGCAAUGGAGGAGCUUGUGGAAAAAGUUACAGGAAAAUCUGCCGUUGUUAAGAAAGAAAAAGAGGAGAAGAUGGUGAGUCUAGAACGAUGUCGGCCCCCUUCUGUGGUAAAAUCCCCUUCUCCAGCACUGAGAGAGCAGUUGGCAUCUCCAAAUGACCUCUCUGUCGGGAAAUCAUCCGGUAUGAGAAGCGUCAGCCCAGGAAGUAUAGACUCUGAGAUUGUCUGUAAGAAGGAGCCCAAAGAGAGCCUUGUGGACAGCCACAAUAACCAUUCAAAGAAUGGCUCUGAGGUGUGCCAGUCUCCAGUAAUGAAUGGCAACAGUCUUGGCAUUAUCACAGACCACUCGCCCGAAAGUCCUUUCAUCAACCCUCUCAGCGCGCUGCAGUCCAUCAUGAACACACACCUGGGGAAGGCUUCUAAACCAGUGAGCCCUGCUGCAGAUCCACUGUCUAUGCUUUACAAAAUCAGCAACAGCAUGAUGGAUAAACCAGCUUUCAACCCCAGUCCUCAGGGCAAGACAGCUGAGCCCACCAACCACUACCAGCUGUAUGAAAACGAUGACCAGCCCAUAGACCUGAGUAAAAACAAGUCCACCUCCAACCACAACAACAAUAGCAGUGGUGUGCUGUUGACCAACAAUAGUGUAAAUGGCAACAAACCCCUUAUUUCCCUUCCUGAGUCGGUCUCCUCUCCUCUAAGAGAAAACGCUCUAAUGGACAUUUCAGACAUGGUCAAGAACCUCACGGGACGGCUGACACCCAAGUCUUCAACUCCCUCGUCCAUCUCCGAGAAGUCAGACGCUGAUGGCAGCGCAUUUGAAGACGCCCUGGAGGACCUCUCACCGGUGCAGAAGAGGAAAGGGAGGCAGUCUAACUGGAAUCCCCAGCACCUCCUCAUUCUGCAGGCGCAGUUUGCUUCCAGCCUGAAGGAGACCCCUGAGGGCCGUUACGCAAUGACUGACCUGGGCCCUCAGGAAAGGGUCCACAUCUGUAAGUUUACGGGCCUCUCCAUGACCACCAUCUCUCACUGGCUGGCUAACGUGAAGUAUCAGCUGAGACGGACUGGGGGCACCAAGUUCCUCAAGAACAUGGACUCGUGCCAGCCCGUGUUCCUAUGUGGAGAUUGUGCUUCUCAGUUCAGGAGUCCCUCCUCCUACAUCAGCCACCUGGAGUCUCACCUGGGCUUCAGCCUGAAGGACCUGUCCAAACUGUCAACGGAGCACCUACGGGAGCAGCAGGCUGCCUCCAAGGUGAUCACAGACAAAAUGGCGUUCGGCAGCCCGCUGUCCGCCUUGACCACGCCGGAGGACGACACGGGCUCCGUGUACCAGUGCAGACUCUGCAAUCGGACAUUCGUCAGCAAGCACGCGGUCAAGCUGCACCUCAGCAAGACCCACGGCAAGUCUCCGGAGGACCACCUGGUGUUCGUCACCGCUCUGGAGAAACUGGAGAAGCUCGACAAAAUGUAGAAAGUUUCAUCGAGCGAGUCCGUGAGCUGCUGAGGGCAAAGACUGACCGACGUUGAACUGACUAGAAUUUCAUUGCACUAAAAUGACGUUGUUCACAGUUACUGCACUGGGCCCAAAGGAGCCUCCAGAAGAAGAAAUAAAAAAAUCCGUCUUACUAUUUUUAGUUGUGACAACUGCCUGACUGGACCAUUUCUUUAAAAAAAAAAAUUUGUUUAUUUUCGUUUUUUUGUUUCGCCAAGCCUUUUUUUACACUUGUUUUGUAAAAUAUUUAUAUGCUAUUUGUCAGAUCUGUGCAUGUAUUUUAGUGAAACAAGGUUAAACCCAAGAUUUUAAUCUUUUCAUGGCAAAAAAUACAAAAACUACUGCUUGGAUUGUGAGCGAAAGGGAUCGGUAGAAGGCAGAGGACUGUAUAAUACUUGAUUAAAGGACAUUAAAUACGUACACCAAAAGGAGUACCCUGAAAGACUGAAGUACGGUAGCACCUUAGACGGUUAAAUCUUAAAUUUGUGAGGAGAACACGAUUUGAAAUAUCCUGAAUUUGAUUUACAAAAAUCAAGGAUUAUCACCCCCCUCCUCCGCGGCGCGUCUCCUUGGUUUUCUGUCGCCACCACAUUUUUUUAUUUAUUUAUUUUUAUUUGAUGAUGAAUCUGUCAGUGUAUAAAAAAGAAAAAAAUAAUAAUAAUUUGGAAAAACUGAAAUGCUGCUUCUUGGUUCCAGUCAAUCAACGGAAGUGAAACGCCAUUUGUAUGCAAGUUUGCUAAAAAAAAAAAAACAGAUUUAAGGAAAACAUUUCCUCGCUGUGAAGGGUCACUUUACAGCUAUUUUCCAGUUGUAUGUUUUGUUACAACUUCCUCUUUCUAAAAUGGUGUAAAAUCGGCUGUAAAGAGACGAGUCCGUUGCGUGUAAAUGACCACCAGUGAAAUGUCCGUGCUCCAUUAGACAUAUCUCACCAUUCAAAAUGGCUCCAACCUUCUUUGUAUCUUAAGGUGUGUGCAUUCUCUAACUUUUAUAUUGUCAUUUUAUAAACAAAAAUAUUUAAAAACUCCAAAUAAAAACAGAUGGUGUACAUAGAUAUAUGCUGUAGAGCUACAAAAUGUCCUUUUUUAAAGAAAAUACAAAUUAAGCUUCUUUGGCUCGGUUUACAGACAUGAUUUUAAUUAUACUUGCAUCCAAUUUGGUGCAUGAAAUGGUGUGGAAAAUAAAUAAGCGAUGCACAAUGACUAUACAUUUCAAUGUUUUGUUGACAUUAUUGUAAAAAAAAAAAAAA